Molecule: messenger RNA, 2724 nt
Organism: Kuraishia capsulata CBS 1993
Lineage: Eukaryota; Fungi; Ascomycota; Pichiomycetes; Pichiales; Pichiaceae
Exons: 2
Coding region: 1-2724 (907 amino acids)
Biological process (GO): sodium ion export across plasma membrane; intracellular potassium ion homeostasis; regulation of membrane potential
Cellular component (GO): plasma membrane
Molecular function (GO): sodium:proton antiporter activity
Source: RefSeq, a predicted model, not a curated record
AUGGCGGUCUGGGAACAUUUGAACGUCGACAAAGCACACGUGGCGUAUGCUUGUGUUGGUGUUUUUUCAACAUGUUUUUCGCUAUGCUCCUUGUUUAUCAAAGAGAAACUCUACGUUGGUGAGGCCACAGUGGCGUCUAUCUUUGGUCUUAUUGUUGGCCCCCAUUGUUUGAACUGGUUCGCACCAACCACAUGGGGGAACUCCGAUUACAUAACGCUGGAAAUCUCCCGAAUGGUGUUGAUUAUCCAGAUUUUCGCAGUGGCAGUUGAAUUGCCGAAAAAAUACAUGCUCAAACAUUGGGUGUCUGUAUUUGUCUUUCUGGUUCCUGUGAUGACAGUUGGCUGGCUGAUGGUUGGUCUUUUUGUUUGGAUUCUCAUCCCAGGCCUUAACUUCUCUGAGUCUUUGCUCGUGGCCUCUUGUGUGACCGCUACGGAUCCUGUUUUGGCAGCUGCGGUUGUAGGUAAGGGAAAAUUUGCAAAGCGUGUCCCAGGUCAUCUCAGAAACAUUUUGUCAGCCGAGUCGGGAUGCAACGAUGGAAUGGCUUUUCCCUUCAUCUAUCUGGCGAUGAACCUCAUAAUUCAUUCUGGACAUGCCGGUGAGAUUAUCAAGGACUGGAUUUGUGUUACCAUUCUGUACGAAUGUAUCCUUGGUUGUGUCAUUGGUGCUUUCAUUGGUUGGGUUGGGCGGCAUGCAAUUAGGUUUGCUGAAAGUAAGGAUUUGAUUGAUAGAGAAUCUUUUCUGGCAUUCUACGUUGUUUUGUCAUUUGUGUGUGCUGGUUUCGGUUCCAUUCUUGGCGUUGAUGACCUUUUGGUGUCCUUUGCCGCUGGAACUGCGUUCGCAUGGGACGGCUGGUUUGCACAAAAGACGGAAGAGUCACAUGUGUCCACUGUGAUUGAUCUGCUGCUCAAUCUUGCUUAUUUUGUUUACUUCGGAGCCAUUGUUCCGUGGGAAAAGUACAAUGAUGGGUCUUUGGGAUUGGAUGACUGGAGGCUUGUUUUACUCGCCAUUGUGGUGAUCUUUUUGCGACGCAUUCCUGCCGUGUUGGCACUAAAGCCUUUGACACCAGAUGUGAAAAACUGGAAAGAAGCUCUUUUCUGUGGCCAUUUUGGCCCAAUUGGAGUUGGUGCCGUAUAUGCUGUUAUUCUUGCGAAAUCCGAACUAGAAGAUGACGAAACAGGAAAGAGAGGACCACUUAAAACGCUACCUGGUAUCGGUACCAAGUACUACCAACUGCUGGAGGUUCUCUGGCCAAUUGUUUCUUUCCUAGUAAUCAUCUCAAUUGUUGUUCAUGGCUCCUCUGUUGCCGUGCUGACCCUGGGAAGGCACCUCCAGAGCAUGACCUUCACGUUGACGAUGACCCACACCGAGGGAUCACACCAGGGAUGGGUAUCACGUCUUCCAAAGCUGGACUCCACUGGCCGUUCGAUGUCAUUGCACAGGAUAGACACUAUGGCAACAUCUGAGCCAACCCUACAGAAUUCAGCAGAAAAUGGGCUUGCUGGUCGCUUAAGUUCUGCACCCACCAUCGAGACAAGCGGUGUCCCUGCUAGGCCCGCUGGUGGUAUGCGCAGAAGACGGAAGAAGAGGGGCUUGAAGCAUAGGGGCGAGAAAUAUGCUGAACAUCGUGAAAGGCCUGUCACUGAGAGUUUGGACUUGCGCCAGCUACAGAGAAACAGGGAGAGUGCCAUGGACGUACAAGUGCCUCAGAUAGAAGUGGAGUCACCCAAAUCUGAGACUUUUAAUAAGGAGGAAUCUGCAUCUGCUUCUUCGGAAACUGCACGUCCAAAGAUACAAUACAAUGAGCAAGACGUGGAAUAUGACGAGGAUGGAGAUGUCAGAAUUCCUACUAUGGGAUACGAUGAAGGCAAUGAGCUCGUUAUUGAAGAUCAACACGGAGAGAUAAUGAGCGAAUUGUCUGAGGACUCUGAAAGGGAUGAGAGUAAUUCCCAGCCCUCAUCGAGCCGUGUUAAUGAUCUGCGUAAGAGAGAAAGCAGUCCGAGCAUUCAUUCAUUUGCUUCUUUGGAGAAGCAUAUGACUCGUCUCUCUCGGGCACCUUCACACGAAGAGCCAAAGAAGCGUGAGAAGCUAAUGGGAAUGAAGAAGCUGGUCUCCGGAAAGACUAAGUCUGGUUCGCAAAACAAAAUUGACAUGACAAAACCCUCAACAUCUACAGGAAAACAGACCAAGUACUUUGGUUACAGGAUAGACAACCAAAUUAUCAUCGAAGACGGUGAGGGUGAAAUCAUCAGAAGGUACCGUAUUAAUACCCAUUCAGGAGGAGAUGAUUCUCCAAUGAAGCCCAGGCCUCGUUCAAACAGCACUGGUGGACUGAGAAAUCGUGCUUUGACAUUUGUUGGUUUCAGGCCCAAGGCUGAAAAAGAUGUUGAGCACGCGGAAGCGACUAACAACAUGUUCAUACCGGAUGCCUCCAAUCAAGAAGGCGAUGGUAUACCAAACGACAAAGAGCUCGAGAAAAAACUCACGGGCUUCUUAACUGUUCCUGAGAGCCGGCAAGUAUCCUCGGAAGAGGAGAGUGACAGCUAUGAAGGUACCACUGACGAUGACGAAGACGAAGACGAUGAUUCCAGCGAAGAGGGAGGACUGGCUCAUCGGGCAGUCGCAGGCGAGAGUGAGUACGAAAGAGCUAGAAGGUUGGCGGCCUUGGAUGUCUCUGAGCGACUCGAUGAUGAUGAGGAGGACAUACCGAAGAGUAGUAGAAAUUGA